AUGUUGAAUGAUCUCCCUGUCGAGGUUAUCCAGCAAGUCUUCGAGACUGCCAUCAACGGCAAGCAGUCUAUUUCUUUCCGCCCUGCCUUACAGCAAGCUUCGGUGGCGGCGCGAGCGAGCACCCGCCAUAUUUUCCUGGUGGUCGCCGACGACAAUGAAACCCAUGUCGAAGCUGCUGUAACUAUCAUCCUGCUCGCAUCGUCCGCUCUCGAGACCUUCACCUGCGUCAUGCAGACCAAGUCCAUGCGGCUGUACACAUCCCUGCUAGGAACCCACUUUCCCCGCCUGCGCACCCUCACCUUCUGCUGCCACAACGGGACGAGCGUCUACUGCGAUCCCACUUUUCUCCCGGACUGCGGGAUAACAUUCCCUCAAUUACAGUACCUCCACCUGGCAUACACCUCUCCCGACCUCUUCGCGUGCACCCACGGCCUCGCAUGCGACUUCACAACCCGCGCGGGGCCGCACCUGCAGUGCCUGUGGAUAUCGGGCGGCACCUACAUCCUCGAGCCGUACGACUCCUACCCACACGGCGGGCAGGCCGUCCCGAACGAGCUGCAGGCCAUUGCGGAUGCGACCCGCGAGAGGGAAGGUGCCGUCAAACUCAUCCUGCUCCCCAAUAAGCGGAGCUUGGAGUCUCAGAAUACGAAUGCCGGCAAUGGGUGGGAUGCUCUUUGGCUUGUGGACAAGGGUGGGACGCCGUGGCUGGAGCAAAACUGGCUUGCUGCUCGGGCGGACGAGCUCGACCCUGUUCGAAUGGCGGGAAGAUGUACCGGAGGUGCUCCUCACCAUCAUCUCGCGCUACUCAUUCAAUUGCCUGCUCUCUGGUUUUUGUGUCAAUUAGCAAACUACAAGUUCCGCACAAACUACAUUUAUAUCAUUGUGUUCCCACUGAUCUUCCAGAACCCACCGUAA
This is a messenger RNA of Gloeophyllum trabeum ATCC 11539, 915 nucleotides long. RefSeq lists its product as uncharacterized. The transcript is spliced from 4 exons. The coding region runs from base 1 to 915 and encodes 304 amino acids. NCBI's taxonomy places the organism in Eukaryota, Fungi, Basidiomycota, Agaricomycetes, Gloeophyllales, Gloeophyllaceae. The record is from RefSeq and is a predicted model, not a curated record.